AUGGAAAUAGAUGAUGUGUUACCUUGUCGAAAAUUUGCAUUUAGUAUAGGUCAUUUUCUUAAUGAUUUAUGUGCAUCUGUAUGGUUUUCUUAUUCGCUUGUCUUCUAUCAUCGUGUAGCGAAAUUUUCAAAUAGCUCUGCUGGUUAUUUAUUAUUAAUUGGUCAAGUAGCUGAUGCUCUUGCAACUGCAUUUGUUGGUUUUGCUUCAGAUAGAACUAAACAUGGUUUAUGUGGUAAACGAAAAUCAUGGCAUUUAUUAGGCGUUGUUUGUGUACUCAGUUCAUUUUCAAUAUGUUUUCAAUUAGAAAAUGAAAGUCUUUCAUCUAUUUUACCAUCAUUUAUUUAUUAUACAAUAUUUAUAGUAAUAUUUCAAUUUGGUUGGGCAUGCUCACAAAUUGGACAUUUAUCAAUGUUAAAUGAACUAACAUCAAAAGACGGUGAACGUGUUGCAUUAAAUGCAUAUCGUCAUGCUUGGUCAAUUGUUGCAAAUAUAUUUGUUUAUACUGUUACUUGGUUAUUACUUAAUAAAAAUCAAACAAGAAAUAAUACUGAAAUGAAUGAAAAUGUUUUUCAAAUGUUGACUCAUAUCAUUAUUAUUACUGGUUUUUUUACAUCGCUUAUUUUUCAUCUUGGCUCGAAAGAAUUACCAUCUAUAACAAUUAUUUCGAUAACAUCUCAUACAUGGCGUGACGUUUUAUGUGAUAUUCAAUUUUAUUUAAUAUCAUUUAUUUGGAUGCUAACACGUGUUAUGAGUAAUGUUUCACAAGUUUAUUUACCUUUAUAUAUUAUGGAUACAACAGAUGCAAGUGAAGUAGAUCGAACAUUUAUUGCAAUAGGUCCAUUAUGUGUUUAUAUUAGCGGUUUUAUAACUUCAUUUCCAAUGCGUAAAGUUAAUCAAUAUUUAGGACGAAAAAAAACAAUGAUUGUUGGACUUAUGAGUGUCCUUUUAUCAUCAUUUCUUUUUUGGCAUAUUUUUUCAUUAAAAAUAAAUUUCGGUAUUUCAAUGCAAUUUACAAUUCUUAUUGGUGCAAUGUUACUUGGAAUAGGAAUAACAACAGCACAAAUUACAUCAAGUGCAUUUACAUCUGAUUUAAUUGGUCAAAAUACAGAAAGUAGUGCAUUUGUUUAUGGAGCUAUGUCAUUUUUGGAUAAAUUGGCUAAUGGUUUGGCAAUAACUGUUAUCCAACAAUAUAAUCCUUGCAGUACAUGUUCAACUUGUUGUCCACUUUUUUAUCGAAAAGUUCUUUCAUUUGUAUCUGGUGUUACUGCAAUUUGUACAUUAUUAAUAUUAACAAGAAUUUCACGUACUCAUAGUAGUACUCGACAAACAGGGUCCGCACGACAAUCUCUCAGGUCUUUAUGGGAUCAAAUUAUGCGACGUACGAUCAAAGUAAUAUUAACAAAAAUUGUAUGA
Rotaria sp. Silwood2 is the source of this 1413-nucleotide messenger RNA. The record is from the annotation of a GenBank genome assembly. NCBI's taxonomy places the organism in Eukaryota, Metazoa, Rotifera, Eurotatoria, Philodinida, Philodinidae.